AUGGCAUCUUCAUCAUCAACAUCAUUAUCUUUGUCUUCAAAGAUAUGGAAAUAUGAUGUGUUUCUUAGCUUUAGAGGAGAAGACACUCGCAAGAAUUUUGUAGAUCAUCUCUACUCUGCUCUUGAACAAAGCGGAAUACGAACUUACAAGGACGAUGUAACACUUCCAAGAGGUGAUUCCAUCGGCCCAUCCUUGUUUAACGCUAUCCAAGAAUCUCAGAUUGCUAUCAUCGUAUUCUCUGAGAACUAUGCCGAUUCUUCUUGGUGUAUGGAUGAGCUUGCACAUAUUAUGAAAUGCAGGGAUGAAAAGGGGCAGAUGGUUGUCCCCAUAUUUUAUGGCGUGGAUCCCUCUGAUGUUAGAAAACAGAAAGAUAAGUAUGGAGAAGCAUUUUCCAAACACGAGCUGUCAGAAAACAACUACCAAAAAAUUGCAUCAUGGAGAAAAGCACUCUUUGAUGCAAGUAACAUUGCUGGAUGGGAACCCAGGCUGGUAGCCAACGGGCAUGAAGCAAAAUGUAUCAAAGAGAUUGUUGGUUCACUUUUAGACAAGUUGUCAUCCUUAGAUUUAAUCAUUCAUGAUGAAAACCUUGUUGGAAUGGGAACUCGAUUGCAAGAUUUAAAAUCCCAUUUAAGAAUUGGGUCAGGUGGUGUGCGAAUGGUUGGGAUAUGGGGGGUUGGGGGCGGUGGUAAGACUACUCUCGCAACUUCUCUUUAUAUGGAAAUCUCAGCUAGUUUUAAUGCUUGUUGUUUUGUUGGAAAUAUUCGGGAGGAAUCCAGCCAACACAAUGGUUUAAAAACUCUGCAAGAAAAAGUUCUAUCAUCUGCUUUUGACAAAAAGUUUGAAGUGCCAAGUCUUGAUAUAGGAAAACACAAGAUUAAACAUAUGUUAUGUCGUAGGAAGGUAUUGAUUGUUCUUGAUGAUGUCGAUGACCAUGAACAACUGGAGGCGUUAGCUGGAUCACAUGAUUGGUUUGGUGACGGGAGCAGAGUAAUAAUCACAACCAGGAAUAAACAGGUGCUAAUAUCUCACAGGGUAGACGUGGUCUGUCCGGUUAGUUUAUUAUCACUUGAUGAAGCUAUUCGGCUUUUUAGAAGAAAUGCAUAUGAUGAAAAUAAACCUUUGGAAGAUUAUGAUAAGCUUUCUGUACGUGUGAUCUCUUACGUUGAUGGGCUCCCGUUGGCACUUAAAAUCUUAGGAUCUAUUCUUUAUGGCAAAGAUAAGAAUGAGUGGAUUAGCAUGUUGGACAAGUUAAAACGCAUCCCGCCGCGAAAGGUCAUGGAUCAACUCAAAAUAAGUUACGAUGGCCUAGACAACGACGAGAAAGAUUUAUUCUUAGAUAUCGCGUGUUUUCAUAGGGGAAAAAAGAAAGAUGAGGCAACUAGGAAACUCGAUGCGUGCGGUUUUUACCCGGGUAUAGGCGUAGCUGUGUUGAUACAAAAGGCUCUCCUUACUAUUUCUUCAAAUGGCUGUUUUGAUAUGCAUGACUUGGUUCAAGAAAUGGGACAUGACAUUGUUAGAAGAGAACAUCCCAACAAUCCUGAAAAACAUAGCAGGGUUUGGAGAACGAAUGAGAUUGCAAACAUGUUUUCUGAAUAUGCAACAACGGAAAAUGAUAAGAUUGAAGCCAUACGAUACGUUUGUCAUGAUUAUUCACCA
Molecule: messenger RNA, 1656 nt
Organism: Erigeron canadensis
Lineage: Eukaryota; Viridiplantae; Streptophyta; Magnoliopsida; Asterales; Asteraceae
Product: disease resistance protein RUN1-like
Exons: 3
Biological process (GO): defense response; signal transduction
Molecular function (GO): ADP binding
Source: RefSeq, a predicted model, not a curated record